This is a messenger RNA of Cladocopium goreaui, 1025 nucleotides long. Lineage: Eukaryota; Dinophyceae; Suessiales; Symbiodiniaceae. The record is from the annotation of a GenBank genome assembly.
CUGGAUUCUGCUAUGCGGACGCAAGCGACGUCAUGCGGCCAUUCGGCGGCGAGCGAUCGCUACAGAGCAUGCAGCGAAGUACAGAGGUCAGGGGAGAUCAUCAGAUCUUCGUGGAACGGGCAGGGAGUUCAUUGGCAGCUUCUGUCCUGGAAUCCUCCCAGAUGCUGAAAUCUGUAGGCCCUGUAGGUUCACAAUCCAAAUCCAUGGGCGAUUUUGCAAGCUCUGGUCUAGGUGUGGUAACUGCGCCCGCGUUGCCAUUGCACCCCCAUCAAAUCUCCCAGGCGGCACCAAAAUAUCGUGGUUCGGCCCGAGAAUUGUUUGCAGCUCUGCAAGCCUCCCCAUCUACUCUUGCUGCACUACCUGUGAGAGGCGAAAGACAGUCGAGCUCCUCAAGGUCUCCAUCACCAAGAGUUUCGGCAGGAUCUGGUCCCGGAGGAGAAGGCAGUUCACCUCGAAUGGUGACGGUCAAGGACUUUCAAAGAGGAGCACCCUUGAUUGCACCUGCACAAUUGUUGCCUUUUCCAGGUGAUGGUCAGUCUCCGGGCAGGCGGCGGCGCCUUGCUGAGAUGACUGCUGGUGGGAGAUCUAACAUUCUGGAUCCAGCAAGGGGAGUUCCCAGACAGCAGAAAGAGCGGGAGGAUUUGGCUGAUGGAGUUACAGCAAUGAUUUCCCCGGUCCACUGUGAGAUUGGCCCUUUGAAGACCACGCCUGUGGCAGAAUGUUCAAGCUUUGACUUCCUGCUAGACCAUUUAGUUGAGCACCCAGAGUCCUGCCUUGCGGACCCUUUGGCCCUCUUUCGGGCACCAGUUGCUGUUCCUGCGCCGCACAUGCCAGGACUGCCUGGACGAGUGCCAAUGGAAAAAAAGUUGGCGGCAUUUUGCGGCCUUGCAGCGUCAGGUUGUUGUUUUGGUCGCGAUGACCAGGCUUGCGCAGUUCGAGGAAUCAGCUGCAAAUGGAUCCAAACAGCGAAUCGUACACAAGUUUUGCCCUUGCAUCAGAGGUUGGGUCGCCAUGAAACACAAUAA